CGUGACGGUACCCUGCUAUGUCGGUUAUGUGAAUUUGAGGCUUGGUCCAGGCUUUGACUUGCUUGUGGAACGCCAUGCUUCUCGCGGCGUCCAUUCUGCGAGAAGAUAUCCCCGCUGCUUAUGGGCUACUACUUCUUGGAUUCCUGUCGGCGGAGAUUCUUUGCAUUCCUUCCCUGUCAUACCUCCGACGCAUUGAAAAUGUCGAUAUUUUCAGCCUGCGCUGCACUCGCACUCCCGUCGGUUGGUAUUCGCAACGGUCUUUCGGGCACCCCUUCUGGAGUACAUCAUCGUUCAGUCGAUACAAGUGCAAGUCAUCUUUCUUGUCUACUUUCGGCAGGUAUCAUGGAAUCAAACCCUCCGUACCCACUUCUGCACCGUGGACAUCAGCUUACCUCCAGACCUAAUGGAGCCUGCAACCCCUCAUCCGUGCAAAUGUGACCGUGACCAUCUACUUCAGAUGCAGCGGGGUUUACGCACAUUUACUUGUCCCGUCACUCAUAUGGAACAACAGACUCAUCAGAAAAGCCAACUUACUAUGGAUAUAUCAGGCAACUUGUUGGAUUCCUCGUUUCUUUCCACGAAGCUUCUUUGUCCUCAGGUAUAUCAUUGCUGGAGCCUCCCUUCUCGCAUCUCGAGCAAAGCACGUUGUUUGUUUCCGAUGACAUGUCAAUGUCAUGAGCGGCCGCUGCCCAUCGCCCUCGGCGGUUGGUUUCACCGGUUGGCAGGUCUUCUGCUGUUCUUACCCGACUCGGUAUGGCGCAUCAUUGUU
Molecule: messenger RNA, 769 nt
Organism: Dacryopinax primogenitus
Lineage: Eukaryota; Fungi; Basidiomycota; Dacrymycetes; Dacrymycetales; Dacrymycetaceae
Exons: 2
Coding region: 75-404 (109 amino acids)
Source: RefSeq, a predicted model, not a curated record